This is a messenger RNA of Miniopterus natalensis, 744 nucleotides long. RefSeq names its product fibroblast growth factor-binding protein 1. The record is from RefSeq and is a predicted model, not a curated record. NCBI's taxonomy places the organism in Eukaryota, Metazoa, Chordata, Mammalia, Chiroptera, Miniopteridae. Gene Ontology annotation, molecular function: growth factor binding. Gene Ontology annotation, biological process: cell-cell signaling.
AUGAGGAUCCACAGCCUCAUCCUGCUGGCCUUCCUCCUCCUGGCCACUCAGGUGCUCUUGGUGGAAGGCAAAAAGGAAGCAAAGAAUAGAGGUGUCCACAGAGCCACCACAGAUAAAACGUAUACUCCAGGCAAACCCCAGACUGAGCAGAGAAGCCAGCCACCCAAGCACCUGACCAAAGGCAAGUUUGUCACCCAAGACCAAGCCGACUGCAGAUGGGUGGUCACCCAGAAGGAGGAGGACAUUGUUCUGAAGGUCGAUUGCACACGACAGGAUGACAAGUUUUCCUGUUCCUUUACUGGCAACCCAACCGCAUGCCUGGAGUCGAGCAAAAAGGGCGUCUAUUGGAAACAAAUUGGCCGGAGCCUGCGCUCUCAGAAGGCCCUGUGUAGGGACUCCAAGAGCAUCCUGAAGACCAGAGUGUGCAGGAAAAAGUUUCCAGAAUCCAAUCUGAAGCUGGUAAACUCUACUCUCAUUAAGAAGAAACCCAGCCAGGAGUCAAUGGAGCCCUCUCCCAGGGAGCAGAGCUCGGUCAAUGAGGCCUCCAUCAUGGAGCCUAACAAGGUCAAAGAGAACACCCUCUCUGGCCCAGAAGAGUCCAAGACCAUGGACUUGAAUGAUCUUGAGUGUAUAGAGGGCCAAGACAUGGCGAACCAGAAGAAGGUAGCCCUGGAAUACUGUGGGGAGUCCUGGAGCUCUUGGUGCAAGUUCUUCAUCACCAUGGUGCAGGGUGAUUCAUGCUAA